This is a messenger RNA of Phytophthora nicotianae INRA-310, 468 nucleotides long. RefSeq lists its product as hypothetical. The record is from RefSeq and is a predicted model, not a curated record. The coding region runs from base 1 to 468 and encodes 155 amino acids. Gene Ontology annotation, molecular function: nucleic acid binding. The transcript is spliced from 2 exons. Lineage: Eukaryota; Oomycota; Peronosporomycetes; Peronosporales; Peronosporaceae.
AUGCGAGGAACUAAGCGAAGCUUCCGCCUCGGAGUCGACAGAGCAGAACUCUACCUGGACGAACCUUACUGCAACGUCAACCACGUCACAGGCAAGACAUGGUUGACUGCAGAUAAGAUUCGCUACGUCACCGAAAUUGCCAACAAGUACUAUCAUCUCGUCUUCUUUACUUCACCUUUCCAUCCGACACUUCAACCAAUCGAGCAUAUUUGGGGGAUUGUCAAGGGGCGCAUCGCAAGGACGCCUCCAAAAAGCGGCGCCGAUGUUGUCAAGAAGGUACUUCAAGGUCUGGAGGAGUGCGAUGACGAGUGGCUGAAGGCUUACCUCCACGUCCAGAAGAACGAGGAUGCCUACAUCAAGCCUGAUAGGCUUAAACUGCUAAAGAUCACCUUUAUAAAUAUAUAUACUUUUCAUUCGCGAUCUCAUCUUGCUGUUGAUCUGCACAUCAUGACGCGACACAACGAUUGA